Messenger RNA from Bufo gargarizans (Asiatic toad), 1816 nucleotides. RefSeq names its product propionyl-CoA carboxylase subunit beta (gene PCCB). Gene Ontology annotation, cellular component: mitochondrion. Gene Ontology annotation, molecular function: propionyl-CoA carboxylase activity. Lineage: Eukaryota; Metazoa; Chordata; Amphibia; Anura; Bufonidae. The transcript has 15 exons. The record is from RefSeq and is a predicted model, not a curated record. Bases 15 to 1640 code for a protein of 541 amino acids.
CCAGGGGAGUUGUCAUGGCGGCCGUCCACGGUGUCUCCCGGCUCUUGGCAGGGCUUUUAAGUCCUAGCGCCCGGUGGGCGUCCCGAGUGCCCGGUCGCUUGUACUCGGUUAGCCACUUGUCAGUGCCGGAGAGAAUAGAGAAGAAGCGGAACGAAGCGCUGCAGGGCGGAGGACUGCAGAGGAUAGAGGCGCAGCACAAGAGGGGGAAGCUGACGGCGCGGGAGAGGAUCAGUCUUCUGCUGGACCCCGGCAGCUUUGCAGAAUAUGACAUGUUUGUGGAGCACAGGUGUGCGGAUUUCGGAAUGCAGGAGGACAGGAACAAGUAUCCAGGAGACAGUGUGGUCACCGGACAGGGCCGCAUUAAUGGGAGACUGGUAUACGUAUUUAGUCAGGACUUCACUGUGUUUGGUGGCAGCUUAUCUGGAGCCCAUGCCCAAAAAAUCUGCAAGAUCAUGGAUCAAGCUGUUCUGGUGGGAGCCCCCGUGAUUGGACUAAAUGACUCUGGAGGUGCUCGCAUCCAGGAGGGCGUAGAGUCCUUGGCUGGCUAUGCAGAUAUCUUCUUGAGGAACGUAUUGAGUUCGGGAGUUGUGCCUCAGAUCUCCCUCAUCAUGGGACCUUGUGCUGGGGGUGCAGUUUACUCUCCAGCUCUAACGGACUUCACAUUCAUGGUUAAGGACACGUCUUACUUGUUCAUUACUGGUCCAGAUGUAGUAAAAUCUGUCACCAAUGAAGAUGUGACACAAGAGGAUCUAGGAGGAGCCAAAACCCACACUGCACUAUCAGGGGUGGCUCAUCGAGCUUUUGAGAAUGAUAUUGAUGCGUUAUUAAACCUGCGUGAAUUUUUUAACUACCUACCACUGAGCAACAAGGAUCCUGCACCGAUCCGAGAAUGCCAUGACCCAAGUGACCGCAUCGUCCCCGGAUUAGAUACUAUUGUUCCCAUGGAGACCACUAAAGCCUAUGACAUGUUGGACAUCAUUCAUUCGAUUGUUGAUGAGCGAGAUUUCUUUGAGAUUAUGCCCAGCUAUGCCAAAAAUAUAGUGGUGGGCUUUGCCAGAAUGAAUGGGAGGACGGUUGGCAUUGUUGGAAACCAGCCAAAAGUUGCAUCAGGCUGCUUGGACAUAAAUUCGUCAGUAAAAGGUGCUCGCUUUGUCCGGUUUUGUGAUGCCUUUCAUAUUCCCAUCAUCACUUUUGUAGAUGUUCCAGGAUUUUUGCCAGGCACUGCUCAGGAAUAUGGAGGUAUAAUCCGACAUGGGGCAAAACUUCUGUUUGCCUUUGCAGAGGCUACUGUACCCAAGAUUACAGUUAUUACCAGAAAGGCUUAUGGUGGGGCGUAUGAUGUUAUGAGCUCAAAGCAUCUUCGCGGUGACGUUAACUAUGCCUGGCCUACAGCAGAAGUUGCUGUCAUGGGAGCCAAGGGAGCUGUUCAAAUCAUAUUUAGAGGAAAGCAGAAUCAGGCUGAAGCAGAGGCAGAAUACGUGGAUAAGUUUGCUAACCCUUUCCCUGCAGCAGUUCGAGGAUUUGUCGAUGACAUCAUUCAGCCAUCAACUACUCGAAUGCGCCUUUGUCGUGACCUGGAAGUUCUCGCAAGCAAGCAUCAAGUGAAUCCAUGGAAGAAACAUGCAAAUAUUCCUCUAUGAGGCAGCCCUUAAUCACAAUGCUAUACAUUCCUAUCUGGAAACUACAAGCUCAACAUACAGCGACGUUGGUUUGUGUCAAACUGGGUGACAAACACUAGAACCUGGGGCCAUGGCGCUCCAGCUCUUACUGACCUACUGCGAAGAAUUAUGAUCAGUAAUAAAUCAUUCGAACUGUG